UCCCAACUGACGUCAGACAUUAUUUGCGUGACGUUGGUCACAGGUAAAGAAUUUGCUUUCCUUGUGGAUCAGUUUCGCUCAACCACCUGUUCACGUUGGACGGAGAACAGAAUGGGGAAGAUUAGGGAAUUCGAAAUAACUCUUAAAAACAACAAAACAGUUUAUAGUCCAGGUGAAUCAAUUUCCGGAACUCUGAAAAUCUCAACUGCACAGCCAAUAGAAUGUAAAGCGAUCAAAGUGAACUGCCAGGGCUUCUGUGGAGUGACCAGCAAAUCAAAUGACACAGACUGGACAGAGGAGGAGCAGUACUUCAGCAGCUCAGUCUCAGUAGCAGACAAAGGCAUUCUGAAAGACGGCGAGCACAGUUUUCCCUUCAAGUUUCUCUUGCCAGCUGCUGCACCUACAUCAUUUAAAGGGCCUUAUGGAGUUAUUACAUACAGAGUUCGGGCUUUCAUAGACACACCUCGUUUUGCAAAAGACUACAAGAUAGAGAAGCCCUUCACUAUGAAGAACACAGUCAACCUGAAUGAAAUACCUGGUAUUCAGGAACCUAGCUCCUCUUCUGUAACCAAGAAUUUCUCAUACAUGCUUGUGAAAAAUGGGACAGUGGUGCUGAAAGCUAAGAGUGACAUGCGAGGAUAUAUCACUGGACAGAUCAUAAAAGUGUUCGCUGAGAUUGAAAACAAAUCUGAGAAGUCAACAGGUCAUGUGGUUGCCAGUCUAAUGCAGAAAGUUACAUAUAAUACCAAGAAGCCGACAUAUGACUUGCGGACUGUAGCGGAGGUAGAAGGACCUGGAGUUAAGGGUGGACAAAAAACUGAAUGGAAGGAGCAGAUUAUUGUACCUUCUCUUCAUCUGUCCACCCUGACUGAUGGAAACCUCAUCCAAAUCUGCCACUACAUUCAGGUCUAUUUGAAAUACCCAGAGGUAUCAGUAACUCUGCCCCUUUACAUUGGAAGCAUUGCACUGGAUCCAACUCGGCCUUCCCGCUCUCGGUCGGUUGCACCAAUGCCAGCCCCACGUAAUAACCCCACCGCUGCUCCUACCUCUGCCAAUGCCCAUUCUCCUGCUGCUGCUCCAGUCGAAUCUGCCCCAACCACCCUGCCAUUACGUAAAACCCCAAAAACUGCACCCAAACCCAGGCCUCGUAGCAGCUACGCAUCCCUCAAUGUGCCUCCCCCUGAUAUGUACCCAGAACUCCCAGGUGUGGCUAACUACAAUGGGGAAAUGCCAAAGAGUCCACAGUAUGAGUCUGGUUCCCAGCUUCCUCCAAACUAUAGAAGUUCACCAUAUCCACAUGAGGCUCCACCUUCUUAUGAAGAUAGCUGCAAUAUAUAGGAUGUUUCCCAACCAAAUGAAGAAGGGAGAAAAACAUUGAAAAAAUAUGUGACUUUUAUAAAUGGAGACAUCAAGCAGUUUUGAACCAAAUGUGUACAUAUCCACAUUAUGUGUACUUACAAUGUCUGUGCUGAAGAAUGUGAUAUUUAACCUAAGAAGUCAGCUGAUACAAUACUUUAGGUGUGGUUUGACAGCUAUUAUGGCAAACAGGUGGAAAUGAGUAAUUUUGCUUUUCAUUUUUGUCCUUGCAGAUGACCUGUAAAAUAGAUCUGCCUCUUGCAAAGAUAUUACCACUUGUUUUUAGGAGUUUCAUCAUGGAAGAGUAUUAUGUACUCUUCUAUUAUUAGACUGUUGCUUGUUUUGUACAUUUGUGCUUGCAAUCACACGGUCACAAGGGUACUUUUAUUUUAUUUUAUUGUAUUUUUUUAAAUGUUUUUUUUUUUAUUAAUUAGCAUGUUCAGGCUUUGUUUUUUUAUGUUCCUGAUAAACUAAAGCUGAAUCCAGUUCAAGUGAAAUUGUAACUUAACUUUAUACUAUGUGUGGAUACAUGUCCUCAUGUCAUUAUACAAAACCACUGAAUAUUUAGUAUAUAUAUACGUUUUUGGUAUUUAAUGAUUAAUAGUUAACUUUAAUGAUUCAUUUCUGCCUUUGCUAGUAUUGCACAUUACUUUCAUGUUAAAACUUUUUUUAUUUAAGCAGUGAUUUACAUUUAUAUAUUGUGUACAG
Molecule: messenger RNA, 2064 nt
Organism: Carassius auratus (goldfish)
Lineage: Eukaryota; Metazoa; Chordata; Actinopteri; Cypriniformes; Cyprinidae
Gene: arrdc1a
Product: arrestin domain containing 1a
Exons: 8
Coding region: 112-1338 (408 amino acids)
Biological process (GO): protein transport
Cellular component (GO): cytoplasm
Molecular function (GO): ubiquitin-like ligase-substrate adaptor activity; ubiquitin protein ligase binding
Source: RefSeq, a predicted model, not a curated record